Molecule: messenger RNA, 784 nt
Organism: Seminavis robusta
Lineage: Eukaryota; Bacillariophyta; Bacillariophyceae; Naviculales; Naviculaceae
Source: the annotation of a GenBank genome assembly
CGGUAACGGCCUCUGGCGCACCGCAACCUCCGCGGUCACAUUUUUGUUCAGGUCCAAAACAUUUCUUUGCUUACUUUUCUUUUGCACCAUGAUGAGACGAGAUCGAGAGUUGACAAUCGACACGAGCAUUUCUCCCCAGAAAGAUGGCGGUGGACUUGCAUUCUUCAUGACGGAUCCAGAGCCGGUAGCGCCAUCGAGAUGGAGUGGUCGCCGAGGCCGAAGGCAGAGGAAGAAACAUGGCGGGGGAAAGACAACUACACCCGACGAGAAAGGCUACCUUGGCGACUUUGAAGAGCCCCUUCGACGCCUCAGUUUUACGGAUAAGGACCUGUUGGAAGUUAUCGAUGACCCUGAAGACUUUCGCUUGCUUCAGAGUGACCUCCGUAGGCAGGGAGCCGUGACGAAUUCUCUGAUAAAGGAAGGUAUCCACUUUUAUGUGCAAAACUGCUUGGUGGCUAAGAAACAGUCGGAUUCCCCGACAACCAUGAUCACGCCAAAGUCUUCUACUUCCAGCAAGAAAAGUCGUCAGCGUGCAUCCUCUUGGAGCAAGACUCCGCCAAGGAGCUAGCUCUCCUUCCAAGGAUGAUGCGUGCCACCGUCGCAAAAACCCCGUCAACAAUCUGCAGUCCUUUUGUGUCCUACAUCAUGAAACUCUUUGAUAAUGGUAUACUUCAUUAGUGAGAGCCAAUACACACAACUUAAAAUAAAAGUCAUUCAGUUUCCAUAGAAAGUUAAUGCUGUAAUGUAGGUACCUGGUACUGUACAACAUGUACCAUGAUACGAU